AUGGGGCCGGGGGCUGAGCUCCUCAGCUGCGGCACCAGGCAAUCAGGGCUGCAAAUUGGGAUCAGAUGUGGGCAGCUUCCCGCUCUAAAUGGAGCGCUCCGGGCGGCUGCCUGGGUUGGCUUUGCUCUGGCUGGGGAGGAGGAGGAAGAGGAGGGUUUCUGAGUGCUGCUGGGGCCCAGGGUGGCUGCAGGGACCCUCAGAGCGUGGUGCUCCCCUGGCAGAGCUGUGUUUUCCUUGGGCAGCCCCACUGCUGGGCUGGAGGGGGCUCUUGCCGGAGCGGGGGUGAUGCAGGAGUUGGUGGCUGGUGUGGAGAAGAUCAGGUUUGACCUGGAGGCUGAUGUGGAGCAGCAGCAAGGAGCUCGGCCCCUGCCCUUCCCGGGGGUGGACAGCGUGCAGGGCCCCUCCCGGCGCGGCGGCGGGGCCAAGCCCGCGGUGUGCAGGCACUGGCUGCGGGGGCUCUGCAAGAGGGGCGACGGCUGCGACUUCCUGCACGGGCACGACGCCGCCGGGAUGCCCGAGUGCUGUUUCUACUCCAAGUUUGGCGAGUGCAGCAACAAGGACUGUCCUUUCCUGCACGCCGAUGCCACCCCCAGCACCGUGGGCUGUCCCUGGUACGACCGCGGGUUCUGCAGGCACGGUCCCCGGUGCAAGUACAAGCACACGAGGAGGGUGAUGUGUGCCAACUACCUGGUGGGGUUCUGCCCAGAGGGACCCAAGUGCAAGUUCGUGCACCUCAAGGCCGGGCUGAGGACGAGCAGCACGGAUCCAUCCAAGGUGAAGCCCUUUCCUCUGCACAUUGGGGUGAUGCUCCAGCUGCCCCACAGCUCUCGAAACUGGCUGUCCAUGGGGGCUGGUACAGCGGGAUCUGGCUGCUGGUGA
Messenger RNA from Neopelma chrysocephalum (saffron-crested tyrant-manakin), 879 nucleotides. RefSeq names its product cleavage and polyadenylation specific factor 4 like (gene CPSF4L). Gene Ontology annotation, molecular function: RNA binding; metal ion binding. The record is from RefSeq and is a predicted model, not a curated record. Lineage: Eukaryota; Metazoa; Chordata; Aves; Passeriformes; Pipridae. The transcript is spliced from 7 exons.